AUGUCCUUUCUCAAAAACGCUACUAGAGUCACCCCUCGCUUCUCAUUAGCUGCCAAGAAUGCAGUUGCUCGUCGUGCUAUGGCAUCUGCUGCCAGACCUGCACCCAAGACACCUGUCGACCCCAAGGCUGCUGGCCCCAUGUUGAAGUAUCAAGCCAAUUUGCCCAAGUUGCCUGUGCCUGCUUUAAGCGGUACCUUGCAAAAGUACCUCCAAUCUGUGCGCCCUCUCUUGGAUGAUGCCGAAUACAAAAAGACUGAGCAAGCCGCCAAGGAAUUCGAAGCACCUGGUGGUUUUGGUCAAAAGCUACAGGAGCGUUUAGUAGCUCGUUUCAAUGAUCCCAGCGUCGUCAACUGGAUGGAAGAUUGGUGGUUGGACCAAGCUUAUAUGGGUUACCGUGAUCCCGUUGUGAUCUAUGUCAGCUACUUCUUUUUGUACAAAGACGACAAGUUGCGCAAAUCUCCUGCUCAACGUGCUGCUGCCAUCACCACUGCUGCUCUCGAGUUCAAGAAGCAAGUUGUUGACAAAACUCUGUCUGUUGAAAUGGCCAAGGGAGAGCCUAUGUGUAUGGAUUCCUACAAGUACAUGUUCAACAACUGCCGUAUGCCCAAGAAGCCAUCUGAUUAUGAGGCCAUUUUCGACCCUGUCAAGAAUAACCACGUGGUAGUCCUUCGCAAGAACAAAUUCUACGUUGUUGACACCUUCCAUAACGGCAAGCAAUUAUCCACCAACGAGCUCCAACACCAAUUCCAAAGAAUCAUCGAUCAAGCAGGAUCUUCUAAAGGUCUUCCCAUUGGUGUCUUGACUUCAGAUAACCGUGAUAGAUGGACAGAGUACAGAGAACGUUUGGUGGCUGCUAAUCCUGAUAACGCCCGCUAUUUAGAAAAGGUAGAAUCAUCCGAUUUUGUCAUUUGUCUCGAUGAUCAAAAGCCUGUGACAAGAGAUGAGGGCUCUCGUGCAUGCUGGCAUGGUGAUGGCCGCAACCGUUUCUUUGAUAAACCUUUGCAAUUCAUUGUCUAUGAGAAUGGUAAGGCUGGUUUCAUGGGAGAGCACUCUUGUAUGGAUGGCACUGCUACCUGCCGUUUGAAUGAGUACGUUUGUGAUGGUUUAAACAGAGAUAAGAUCAACCAUGGUGAUGUCGAGGUUCGUUCUGAUCUUCCUAAUCCUGAGGAGAUCCAGUUCCACGUGAACGACACUAUCAUCAAGGAUAUUCAAACUGCCGAAUCCAACUUUGACCAACUCAUCGCCAAGCAUGACCUUACUGUCUUGUCAUACCAAUCCUACGGUAAGAACUUGAUCAAGAAGUUCAAGUGUUCCCCUGAUGGCUUCACUCAAAUGGUCAUUCAAUUGGCCUACUACAAGAUGUUUGGCAUAUCCCGCCCUACUUAUGAAUCUGCUCAAACUCGUAAAUUCCAACGUGGUCGCACUGAGACUGCUCGUACUGUCACCACUGAAUCUGUUGCGUUCGUAAAGGCUAUGGAGGAUCCUCAUCUCGAUAACCAAUCAAAGAUUGCUGCUUUCCGUGCUGCUCUCAAGACUCAAGGUGCUUACAUGGCUGAUGCCGUUAAUGGUCAUGGCGUUGAUCGUCAUUUCUUUGGCUUGAAGAACUGUAUCCAGCCUGGUGAAGAGAAGCCUGAACUCUUUACUCAACCUAUCAAUGCCUACUCUUCUCACUGGUACCUUUCCACAUCCCAAUUGUCCUCUGAGCACUUUGAUGGUUACGGUUGGGGUCAAGUUGUCAACGAUGGCUUUGGCUGUGCCUACAUGAUCAAGGGGAAUGCUCUCCAAUUCAACGUUGCCAGUGUCAAAGAUCUUGAAGUGCACGGCACCAAGUACGUUAACGGUACUCAUCACUUCAAGCAAUGUCUUGAGGAUGCUGCUAAUGAUUUGAGAGAUUUGUUAAACACUGAAAUCGAGUCCGAAGCCAAAUUGUAG
Molecule: messenger RNA, 1932 nt
Organism: Mucor velutinosus
Lineage: Eukaryota; Fungi; Mucoromycota; Mucoromycetes; Mucorales; Mucoraceae
Exons: 6
Coding region: 1-1932 (643 amino acids)
Biological process (GO): carnitine metabolic process
Cellular component (GO): mitochondrion; peroxisome
Molecular function (GO): carnitine O-acetyltransferase activity
Source: RefSeq, a predicted model, not a curated record